This is a messenger RNA of Aureobasidium musti, 816 nucleotides long. The record is from the annotation of a GenBank genome assembly. Lineage: Eukaryota; Fungi; Ascomycota; Dothideomycetes; Dothideales; Saccotheciaceae.
AUGUCGGAAUACUGGAAGUCGACGCCUAAAUACUGGUGCAAGUUUUGCUCCACUUACGUGCGCGACACGGCUCUCGAGAAGAAGUCGCACGAGGCCACUCCCAAGCACCAGAACAACAUCCAGCGCUCUUUGCGCGACAUCCACAAGAAGACCGAACGCGAGGAUCGCGAGAAGCAACGCGCCAAAGAUGAAGUCGCUAGAUUGAACGGCCUGGUCUCUGGCAAACAACAAUUCAAUUCUGUCGCCUCUGCCUCGCAACCUUCCGCCCCGAAACUCAAGUCUACUGCUCCGACCGGUCCUGCUUCUGUUGCCGAGCGAAAGCGCCAAAUGGAACAGCUCGCUGCUAUGGGUGUCGCUAUCCCUGAAGAAUACCGUCGUGACAUGUCCAUCCAAGGAGAGUGGUCUACCGUUUCGGAGAGACCCGUCUACUCUCGUCCUGUCAAAUCUACCUCAGACGAUGAAGAUGAAGACACCAAGGCCUUUGGCGUGAGAAAGCGCAAACUUGACGACGAAGAAGACCAAGAUCUAAAACUGGCUCCCAAAGCCUGGGGCUCGCGUCUCAAGUCAUAUCCUGGCGCAAGUAGCAAUACCGAAGAAGACCUAGAUGCUUUGCUCUCUGGCGCCACCACCAAGAAGGAAGUCAAGUCUGAAGCAUCAGAUCUGCUGAAGAAAGAGGUUGAUACCGAUACUGCUGAUACCAUCGCUGCUGUGCCAGAAAUCACAGAAGCUGCCUCCGCCGAGUCUGAAGUCAAGGCUGAACCAAAACAGGACCAAGAAGCUCCUGUCGUAUUCAAAAAGCGCAAAUCGAAACGCUGA